AUGGAGCCUUCACGGGCCCAUGAGGUUGUUCUAUACUCCUGGAAUUAGUUACCCUUUUCUUUCUAAUUUGAUGGUAAUGUCCAUGUUUUAAGCGUCACCUCUUCAUUAAAAAAUAAUAGGAGCCGUUUUUUUGAUUGAUUUUUUAAUUGAGGUACCCUAAAGUGAUCGAUAUUUUUGUCAAAAUCUUUGCGCUCUCCUAUUCAGAGAAUUCUUUGCAUUAAGAUAUUGGAAGGAAAAGCCAGCGAUCUGGAACAAACCCGAGUUCCACCAACUCUUCGGCCCUUUAUCAAAGAAAAACUGUGGAACUACAGUAUGCGCAAAAGAGCUCCGAUGGACGAAGUUUGCGUCAUUUAGUCACUUCACUAUUUUUUUUCGAAAUUUGCAGGUCGUCAAGUUCUUGAAAAAGACUUACCGCAACUGUAAAAAGGUCAGUUUAAAUGAAGAGAUAGCUUUUCUAAUUGAAAACAUCUCUGCAGCUAGAGGGGUUACCGAAGACGACCACGAAUGAGGAGAGUACCGUGAGUUUGAAACUUCAGUUUUUGAUAGUGCAUUUUUGAAAAUUCCGAAUUUCAGUCGAAUAAAUAUUAUAUCAUUAUAUGAGGGCCAGCGAUAAAAUAGGAAAAUCGUCGAGAAAUUCGACACUACUAUUUGUUUAGCAGAAGUCUUACUUACUUUUGUGAAAAUUGAUCAGAUACUCAAAAUUCAUCCUGAAAGGUUCAGACUAAAAAACUUGCGGCUUUACUAAAAACGAAGGAUCCCAUCAUUAAAAUUUCCAGUUUUGAUAAGGGUUUUAUUUUAUUCUGAAGGCUCUAUUCUUGUGAAUUUGUAGAUGUUGAAAUUGUCAAGGCUUUCGUAGGGUACUGCAAAUAAUAUUCUGGUCAUCUUUUAGAGAAUUCAUAACCGAAAACUUCAACGAUAGCAAAACUUGUGAAAGUUCGAACUUUCUCCUAAAAUCACUUCAGGGAGGCAAAGGAGACGGUAGUUUCAACAAUGCUCUCAAAAACCGCCGACGCGAACCCGUAAGCCGCAAUGUCAGUUGCACUUUUCUCCUGUCCCAAUAUCAAGACUUUUUUUCCCAGGUUAUUAUGGAACAAGUUUGUCCCACAAAAGAGGACUGA
Caenorhabditis auriculariae is the source of this 1118-nucleotide messenger RNA. The record is from the annotation of a GenBank genome assembly. NCBI's taxonomy places the organism in Eukaryota, Metazoa, Nematoda, Chromadorea, Rhabditida, Rhabditidae.